AAACUUGAUAUUGUUAAUAUUGCUAUGGUUAUGGAGUGCAAAUUGAAAAUCUUUUGGUGAAUAAAUUUUAAUGUUACUUGUACAUCAAACACAACACCUACAAUGAACUGUGACAAAUUGAAUUAGAUGGGAGCCCAGGAUGAACAACUUUACAACAACACACACCCAUGACUACCGCUGGCCCAACACUUCUUGUUUAGUCCCUAGAGCGGAGGCACCUAGCGGUCGAUGUGAGGGGAGGCUAGGAGAGUGUGAUCAGGCAACAAGCAAGCCCUGGUGUGGCAGAGACCCUCCCUCACCACCCCCCUGCACGGAGCCCCCUGUAUGCAAUGACUUGGUUCCUCUAUCCGUUAACUCACCACCGCGGCCAUGGUGCGAGCGAGGGCCUAUUGUGCCACGAGUCAACCCACGUAUACCCACAGCACCAGCUCAGUUGAAAGUAAGGCCAGAGGUCUGUCCUGAAGAGUCCAGUAACUCUUCAAAGCCCUGGUGUGAUGGUGAUGGAAGAGAAGUGGAAGCCCAUGUCGUGUCGGCCAGAGUGGGAGCAGCCCCCCAACAGGAUACUUCUCGUUAUGAUCAGCCCAACCAAUACCUCAGGAAACUAUGUGAUAAAUAUCCUCGGCCAACCGCAGUGGUGACAGCAACACCACGAGAUGAGCUAAUGCGCAGAGUCUAUGCUGACAGGUACCGCACUACAUACCAGACAGACUUCUGCAAAAAUGCUGAUGACACAGCAAGACAGUUGGCACAAUGUGACUCAGACAUGUAUCAAGGCACAGUCCAGAAGGUGCAAUACGGAGAGGGUGAAUAUAUCAGCUGUAAAUGUGGCUGUGGUUGUCGCGUGGCACUUCCUCCUAAUGUAUCUCAACAUGCAGGAGAUGGCCCACGCCUGCGACCCUUAGCUUGUCGACCAGCAGCUGUCUCCCAUAAUGUUCACUUUUCUUGUUGCACACCAAAGAAGAGUGAUGUUUCAAGGGGCGAAGUAGUUGGCCCACCUGAGAAGAUUCCACCCUGGGCCAGUGAAUAUACAGACAGCAUUGGCCGCACAGGACAUUUGAUCAUGGAACAAAAACUGCUCUACCAGAAGAAAAAAAAUUCUUAGCUGUAAACAGUACUAAGUAAUUGUGAAUGUUAUAAUUUGGUAUGUAUACACACCAUGUUAGUAUAAAUACAAACUCAAACUGAAUUUGA
Molecule: messenger RNA, 1191 nt
Organism: Homalodisca vitripennis (glassy-winged sharpshooter)
Lineage: Eukaryota; Metazoa; Arthropoda; Insecta; Hemiptera; Cicadellidae
Exons: 7
Coding region: 140-1102 (320 amino acids)
Source: RefSeq, a predicted model, not a curated record